ACACGUUCGAGACGAGAGCGACGAGGGAGGCUCCGUUAAGACAUCACAGAGGAAACAGCUAUCCGGGUGAAUCGUCAACCGAAGCGAAGUGUUUAAGUGAACACUUGGAGCACGAGAUAGUCCUGGUGCAUAUAAACCCAUGGAGUAUGAAACCCUAAAUAACCGAAGACGCAAAAGCAAAUCCACCCUCCAAGCAACACGGGAGCGAAGAAGCCUGAAAGAACUUCAAGCAAUUCCGACCGACAAGGAAUAACACUGAACCCAACAAUCGAGUGCAGAUCAACCACCAGUAAAGAAGUAUUACAUUCUGAGACACACAAACAUCUUCCUACAAAGUACAAGAAUAAUAGAUAUAAUCUGAAAAUAACGAAGACCCACAAAAGAAAAUCCAGGGAGUAUGGAUUACCAUAUAAUCUAAAACCCUAUAAAAGAAGAAAGAAGAAGCAAAACACGAUUUUUCCCUGAAAAAAUGUCCAGUUUAUCACUAUUUCAAGUUGAUCCAUGCCACCAGUAACGCAGUAGAGAAUAUUAACCGGCGGAAGAGCUGACAAGACGGAUAAGAUAGGGAACUGUAGAAGGAAAGAAGAACAAUUGGCAAGUCUUCUAAGGCAGACUGCACGGAGAUGGAAUCACAGGUGAUCAUGAAUGUCACAUGAAGCACCAAAGUUGACAUGAAAUGUAGUCUGCAAAACGUCAAGCAGUUGUAACUAGUGAGGGAUGUCAGGUGCCAUCAUGGAUGACUCAGGUUUGGAAAGGAAAAUGUUUGACAGCAAUUGUGAAUUUAUUGCCAUUAAGGAAGAAAAUAUAAAAGACUUUGAUGAAGAGGAUUACCAGGAAGUAAAAGAAGUUAUUGAUGAUAUAGAUCAAGAUGAUACUCUCUAUAUCAAGACUGAAGCCAAAAGUCUUGAAAAAAGAUCAUUGGGAAAUUACUCAGAAGAAAAUAUUAUCUAUAUAAAGACUGCAGGAAAGGUAGAUGUAAAACAUGAAAAUCCAUUGCAUGAGAAAUUCAAAAUUCAAGGAGAGGAAGCAGUUGACACUGACUCUGACAUUUUGAUGUGUGAAGAUGUAGAUCCACUGUCGUCAGCAGUGCCAUUUUUGGCUGAGACUUGUGGGAGUAAAUGCUCAUUAGAAGGUCAAAUGACACAAGAGAAAAGUGAUAAAGAGGAAGCACAUAGAAAAGUGGAUGCAAAAGGUAGAUGUUAUGUUUGUAAAAUAUGUGGCAAGAAAUUCCCCAAAAAUAGUAAACUAGCAGGACAUAUGAGAGUGCAUACAAAAGAGAAACCUUUUAGAUGUGAGGUUUGCACCAGAGCAUUUGCUCUGAAAGAUAACCUCGUAAAACACAAGAAAGUGCAUACAGACGAGAAGCCAUAUAACUGUGAUAUAUGUAGUCGGUCAUUCUCUGUGAAGGGUUCUCUUGUGAAACACAUGAAAGUACAUACAAAGGAGAAACUUCAUAAAUGUCAGGUUUGUUGUAAAGCAUUUGCUCACAAAUGUGAUGUAAAGCAGCACAUGAGAGUACAUACAAAGGAGAAGCCUUAUGUUUGUGAAAUAUGUAGCAAGGGUUUUGCUGGGCAUACUAGUCUAGUUUUCCACAUGAGAAUACAUACACAGGAGAAGCCAUAUACAUGUACAGUUUGCAACAAGGGAUUCUCACGAAAACAAUAUCAAAUGGACCACAUGAGAGUACAUACAAAGGAGAAGCCUUUUACCUGUAAGAUAUGUAGUAAGACCUAUACAUAUAAACAUCAUUUGGUGAGACACUUCCGGGUACAUACACAAGAGAAACCAUAUAUGUGUGAGGUAUGUAGUGCGUCAUUUAUCCGGAAAGAAUAUCUUAUAAAGCACAUGAGAAGGCAUACAGAAGCCUUAUACAGCAACAAGGUUGGUUUUAUGAGAAGAGAAGUUAUCACUCAAUCUCCAAUUGUCAUUUUUGAUUGUUUUGUAACAAUCCAUGGUGGUGAUUGUGACAGUAGAACUUUUCCUCCUACUGCUAUUGUUUUCCAGUGCCAGGCUAACAGUGAUAGAGUAUGGCUCAGAUGUUUUCCGAAAGAGGAGGAUUUAAAUUCAUCAGGAAUGACACAGAUGCUAGAUAUAUCCUCCCUUACAGAUCCCAUCAUAAAUUUAAUGAUAUACAUUAUAGAGGGUAAGUACUGUAAAACUGCUCCUACUGAGUACCUGCUGGUCUCCCAACAUCACAUAGCCAGCUCGAUCACAGCCAGAUACAACAUUAAAGUCACACAGAACAAUGCAAAUGUCUCGUCAGAACAAUUGUCUGCCAUGGAUAUGUCAUCAGUUUUCUCUUUAGGGAUGGGGAGAGUUAUCACUGUACAGUCUCUCGAUGCAGGGUUACUAACAAAGGUUGUAUUUGAUACGCAGGGGAGUGUUCGUUGUUCUCUCGAUAGUAGAGGUAACUGCACAUCCUGUCACAGGGACGACAUGUUCCAAGCGCCUACCUGGAUAGCUUGCCUGAGAAGGUCACUCCAGGUGGACACCACCUCUGCCACCCCUGCCAAUGCUGCCCAAAAUAAAAGGGGUCAGCAGGCAGCAGGACGAGUAACUCUUGUUUCCAUCCUGCGCCCCAAUGAGACCUACAGCCCGCCUCACCUGUUAGGUGGGAGGGACAUCCAGCCCCCAGCCACCGUUGCCGCGCCACGAUGGGCGCCGCCCUGGUGUCGCAGCACAGCUGGCUCACGGCUUCUCUCGGAGGCACACCCCGGCGAGGCUCGGCUUCGCAUAUUUGACUUCUCCUUAGCCUUAAUAAUGGAGACCAUCGACGACCGUGGACAGUACAUCUGUGUCGAAUUAAUGAAAUGGCCAGGGCGCAGCUGUGGUCUGAGGGGCGCGGGCCCUGUGUCGCGGAGGCGGCGGCGGCGCCAUUCCUCGUCCGCGAUGGAGGCCCGCAAGUCUCGCGUCUCUGUCCUGAAGAUCGUAUUCCUCCUGAGUGGAAUCUCGGCGGCCGUCGUCGUCGUCUCCCAACAGCUGCUGGGAGGGGAGGCGGAGGCGCCGCCGGCGCGGUACGACCCGGCCACCAAGUCCUUCGUCGGCGUUGCUGCCCCGCUGAUUCCUUUUGCCCCGCAGGAGAACCUGACGCAGCUCACAGCGACCAAGAAACCGAAGGUCAUCCUGUAUUGGGCCAGCUGGUUCGGGGGGAUGUGGGCGGGCAGAGUUGGAGGUUUAGAAUUUGGGUUGUUCGUUACUUGGCAGCAAAUCUCCAGAGGAAGGUCUACGAGCAUGACAUCAACUGCCACCAUGGAUGAUUCAGGCUUGGUUACAAAAAGGCAUAACGCUAUCACAUUCUGUGCUUUGAAGGAGGAGAAAGCUGAAGACAUCAGUGAGGAGGAUUUCCAGGCAAUAAAAGAAGAAAUUAAUGAUGUAGAUGAGAAUGAUGUCAAAAUAAGAAGAGGGGAUGGAAGUCCAGUGUGUAAAGCAGUCCGAUGUCCAGGAGAAGAAAGAGUUGAAAAGAACUCAAAUGAAACUACGCAAACGAAUUUAGAGGAUGAGAAUGCUAUCUAUAUAAUGGCAGGAGGUGAGCUAGGUGCAAGUAACGAAAAUACUGUGUUUGACAAUUUCAAAAGUCUUGGUGAAAAAGCAGACAUUUUUAUGUGUGAAGAUGGAGAUCCUUUGGCAUCGCCCGUGCCGUGUGUAGCUGAGGCUCGUAGGAAAAAGAAGUCAUUGCUUGCUUCCAAAAGGACGCGCAAGAAAGCUGACAAAGAGGUGAACUGUGGCAGAAAGGAAGCAAAAGAGAAACGUUUCAGUUGUGAAAUAUGCCCCAAGAAGUUUUCCUUUAGAAGUGAGAUUUUACUCCACAUGAGAGUGCAUACAAAAGAAAAGCCAUUUAGCUGUGAGGUUUGCAGCAAGUCAUUUACUAAGAAAAGUACUCUUCUCCAACAUGCAAGAAUACAUACAAAUGAGAAACCUUUUAGUUGUAAGUUAUGUAACAAAAAAUUUAGUCAGAAAGGUAAUCUAGAUAUGCACACGAGAUUUCAUACGACUGAUAAACCUUAUAGUUGUAGAAUAUGUAGUAAGGCGUUCUCUGUGAAAAGUCAGCUAGUGUGCCACAUUAGAGUACAUACAAAAGAAAAGCCUUUUAUUUGUGAUGUCUGUAAUAAGUUAUUCACAUGGAAAAGUGAUUUAGAAAGGCAUCUGAGAGUACAUACAAAAGUGAAGCCUUUUACUUGUGGUAUAUGUGAUAAGUCAUUUGCAUGGAAAAGUGAUCUGAAGAGGCAUCUGAGAGUACACACUAAAGAGACGCCUUAUAUUUAACGAACUGUGUACUGAUAUUUAAUGACACACGAGAGUACAUACAAAAGAAAAACAUUAUUUCUGCAACGAAUUUAACUGGACAUUCUCAGAUGGCAGUGUUUGUAGCACCUCAGUCAAUAGUGCUACAUGAAAGGGGAAAGAGGAAAAUUCCAGUGGACUGCAGUGAAACAAAGAAAGAAAUUAGGAAUGAAUGAAAUAAAUACCAUGUGUUACAUAUAAGUAAAGGAUGAUGAGUUAUCAACAGAGCUUCAUAAAAGAGAUGGCAGGUCAUUAGAAAUGGAAGAGAUACAUGAGCUUAUUAACCCAUUUGCAACAGGUAAAAAUGAACAAAAAAUGGGGAAAAUGCUGUGCUCAUUUUUUAUACUUUUUGUGAAAUGUCUCUAAACAUAGAUGGCUCUGCCUUACCUGAUUUCAUUUGGCGGGAAAAUGUAAUUUAACUAGUGCUAUGAAUAUUGAUGGUUAUUUUUAUUAUAAACAUCAUAAUUGCUAUAAUGUUAUAAACAUUCGUAACAGCAAAAUAAGAUAGCGUAAAAUAUUUUCGUAAAUUAAAAGAAGGGGAAACGGGCGAGACAGGCAGUACAAGUACAAGUGUAGCCAUCUAUGGGUAAAAACAAUUAAACAAGUAAACUCACAGUGGGCAUGUCACGUAUACAUGACACCCAGCGCGAAUGGGUUAAAAUCCUCUCUGCAAAACAUACCUUCAGUAUGAUGAUGAUAAUGGUAAUGAUAAUUACAAAUAUAUAUAUGCAUAAAAUAGAUGAAUGGCCAUGCUCUGUUUGGUGGUUGGUUUAUCAAGUGGAUGCUACAUGUUCACACACUCACUCACUCACAUACACACUCACUCACACGCUCACUCACACUCAUUCACAUACACUCACACUCACUCACUCACACCACUC
This is a messenger RNA of Penaeus indicus, 5162 nucleotides long. Its product is annotated as zinc finger protein 808-like. The coding region runs from base 718 to 4263 and encodes 1181 amino acids. NCBI's taxonomy places the organism in Eukaryota, Metazoa, Arthropoda, Malacostraca, Decapoda, Penaeidae. The transcript is spliced from 12 exons. The record is from RefSeq and is a predicted model, not a curated record.